Molecule: messenger RNA, 645 nt
Organism: Odobenus rosmarus divergens (Pacific walrus)
Lineage: Eukaryota; Metazoa; Chordata; Mammalia; Carnivora; Odobenidae
Gene: TCF23
Product: transcription factor 23
Exons: 3
Coding region: 1-645 (214 amino acids)
Biological process (GO): developmental process; regulation of transcription by RNA polymerase II
Molecular function (GO): protein dimerization activity; DNA-binding transcription factor activity, RNA polymerase II-specific; RNA polymerase II transcription regulatory region sequence-specific DNA binding
Source: RefSeq, a predicted model, not a curated record
AUGUCACAGAGGGAGGUCAGAAGGGCCCCCGCCACGCCGGGAGUGGGGCAGAAGCCGGCGAAGGCCAAGCGGCGGCUGGUAGCAGGCCCUGGCAGGAAGCGGGGCCGCCUGAGCAGAACAAGGCAGGACCUGUGGGAAGAGACGAGCUGGAGCGACCAAAGGUGGAGCAGAGCUGCCCUGAGCCCCCGGGGGGUCAGGCCCAGGAGCCUGGCUCAUGGCCUGAGUGAGGCCAGUCCCAAGAACGCUGCACGGGAGCGGAGCCGGGUGAGGACACUGCGCCAGGCCUUCCUGGCCCUGCAGGCCGCUCUGCCUGCUGUGCCACCCGACACCAAGCUCUCCAAGCUGGAUGUGCUGGUGCUGGCCACCAGCUACAUAGCCCACCUCACCCGCACACUGGGCCGUGAGUUGCCCGGCCCCGCCUGGCCUCCCUUCCUGCGUGGACUCUGCUACCUACACCCUCUCAAGAAGUGGCCCAUGCGAUCUCGUCUCUAUGCUGGAGGCCUGGGGAGCUCUGGCCUUGACCCCACCACAGCUACCACCUCAAGCCAAAGAACAAUGGAGGCAGAGGCCAGACCCCAAGUCUCUGAAGAGGCAGACGCUCUCUUUCCCACGAGGCCACGCUCACCAGCUCUCGGUGACAAAUGA